This is a messenger RNA of Microtus ochrogaster (prairie vole), 1781 nucleotides long. It is a transcript of the gene Mrm3, whose product is annotated as mitochondrial rRNA methyltransferase 3. Gene Ontology annotation, molecular function: RNA methyltransferase activity; RNA binding. NCBI's taxonomy places the organism in Eukaryota, Metazoa, Chordata, Mammalia, Rodentia, Cricetidae. Gene Ontology annotation, biological process: RNA processing. The record is from RefSeq and is a predicted model, not a curated record.
ACUAGUACUCGACAGCGCGCUCGCGUGAGGUCGCGCGCGGUGUAGCCAAGAUGGCCGUGCCCGCGAAGGUUACGUGGUAUACCAUGAGACCAUUGCUGCGGGUGGUCCAGGCUCGGGACCUCGAGGCGCGGCGCUGGGUCCGGGCGCUGCGGCGCAGCCCGGUGAGAGUGCUGCUUCCCUCUGGACAGGUGGAGGAACGGAAGCGUGCUCCUGACAAGCAGCCUCGCAAGGCGGUCCCUGAGGCCGCUUCUCAGGAGCAGCGACUUAAACACCCUCUUGAGACAUCCCCAUCCCAGACACCUCACUCCUGGGAAGAAACAGGGCUUCGCUAUGACAAGGCCAUUCCCGGGGACAGGAGGCUAAGCAGUGUCAUGACAAUAGUUAAAUCCAGGUCUUUUCGGGAAAAGCAAGGGAAGAUCCUCCUGGAAGGUCGCAGGCUGAUUGCAGACGCUCUCAAGGCUGGAGCUGUGCCGAAGGUGUUCUUUUUCAGCCGUCUGGAAUACGUCAAAGAGUUGCCGGUGGAUAAACUGAAAGGUGUCAGCCUCAUUAAAGUGAAAUUUGAGGAUAUCAAGGAUUGGUCCGACCUAGUAACGCCGCAAGGAAUAAUGGGGAUUUUUGCCAAACCUGACCCUGUUAAGAUGACAUAUCCAAAGACUCAGCUUCACCAUUCACUGCCUUUAGUGUUGAUUUGUGACAAUCUCCGUGACCCUGGGAACCUGGGGACAAUUCUGAGGUCUGCAGCUGGAGCAGGCUGCAGUAAAGUCUUACUCACCAAAGGCUGUGUGGAUGCUUGGGAGCCUAAAGUGAUCCGGGCAGGCAUGGGAGCACAUUUCCAGGUGCCCAUUGUAAACAACCUGGAAUGGGAAACAGUGCCCGAUCACUUGCCCCCUGACACCCGAGUCCAUGUGGCGGACAACUGUGGUCUCUAUGCCCAGGUUCAGACAUCUAAUAAAGCUAGUGACCGUGACUGGACAUGUGAUCGACGAUUCCUGAAGUUUCACAAGUAUGAAGAAGAGGACCUAGACACUGAAACCAGAAAAGACUGGCUUCCCAAACUCAAGGUCCAGAGUUACGACUUGGACUGGACAGAAGCACCAGCAGCUGUGGUGAUAGGUGGGGAGACACAUGGAGUGAGCCUGGAAUCCCUGCAAUUGGCUGAGAGUACUGGUGGCAGGAGACUGCUGAUCCCUGUUGUACCUGGAGUGGACAGCCUGAAUUCAGCCAUGGCUGCGAGCAUCCUGCUCUUUGAAGGGAAAAGGCAGCUUAGGAUAAAGGUGGAAGACUUGAGCAGGGACAGGAGUUACCACUGAAGGACCACAGAAAUCCUCAGUGGGAGGGUAUCUCCAGCGCCUUCUGCACUGGAAUGAUGUUAGGAGGCCUGCUAAGGUGAUAACAUAGGAGCUAGGAGGUAGGCAUUGCCACCAUUAUGUGGUUACUGGAAAAAUAUGAAUGUCUAUUAGUUUCUGCUGUUCCUCAUUAACAAAGGUUAAAAAAAAUGUUUUUUAAUUGAAAAGGGUGUUUGCCUUUAUUUGGAAUGUAAAUAAAUAGUUUUGAAUAGCUUCCCCACUAGCAGUGGAUUUAAAAUUAUGAGUACACUAAAAGCAUGUCCACAGUGUUGUAAGGAAAACCACUGAAAGCUUAUUUGAUCCCAGCGCAUCUGCCCACACAGAUAGCAAAAAAACUCACCAGGUCCUUAACUAACUCCACUCUGGGUUUUCUAGAUAGAAUGUAGGCAUUGAUUUUUUUUAUCUCCAUUGAGGAGACACCCUGCAUGAUUAAGA